ACAGGACGCUAUCCGAUCAGUCCUCUCAGUUCAUCAGAAACGUCGGAUCGAGUGAGAUCAAUCGCCGGGGUAUUUUUCGGCUCGACAAUAACCGAUCCGGUCCGCGUUUCUAUAUACCAUACGCGAUCGCGCAUCUUCAUCGUUAUCAAGGAUCUAAUUCCGGUAUUCACCGAUCAACCAACAAGAGAAAUUACUCCUUCAUCAAUAGGCAAUGGUGCUGUGAUUGUGGAUCACCGUAUAAUUAAUUCAAUAUUGUUGAAGUUGAGCGAGCAUAAUGAACGGCAGCAGUGCGGUUCACGUCGACAGAGCGUCAAACAUUUACAACAACUCGCUGGUUCGUUUCUGGGAGCACACCUUCACUGAUCUAGCCGAUCCUCGGACGAAAGACUGGUUCCUAAUACCAUCGCCAGUGCCUGGUAGUACUAUUUUAAUUGGUUAUCUAUACUUCGUUCUAUCAUGGGGACCGAAAUACAUGGAGCAUAGGAAACCGUAUCACUUGAGGAACAUUCUAGUCUGUUACAACAUGCUGCAAGUCCUCCUAAGCCUCUGGCUGUUUUACGAAGGUCUGGACGGAGCUUGGCUUCGGAAGUACAGCUGGAAAUGCCAACCCGUCGACUUUUCCAAUUCUCCGGAAGCUCUCAGGGUCGCCAGAGGCGUGUACAUUUACUUCCUGGCUAAACUAUCGGAGCUCCUGGACACGGUGUUCUUCGUCCUCCGAAAGAAACAGAAUCAAAUCACGUUCCUUCACUUGUACCACCACACGGUGAUGCCGAUGGUCUCGUGGGGCGCUACCAAGUACUAUCCAGGAGGACACGGCACAUUCAUAGGUGUCAUCAACAGUUUCGUGCACAUAAUAAUGUACACGUAUUAUCUGCUGGCCGCUUUGCUACCUCAAUAUCAGAAGUACUUGUGGUGGAAGCGAUACAUCACCACUCUACAAAUGGGUCAAUUCUGCCUGGCGUUUCUGCACAGCUGUCAACUGUUGAUCUACGACUGCGAUUACCCGAAGUGGUCUCUGAUUAUAAUUCUGCCGAACGUUAUAUUCUUCUAUUUCCUAUUCGCUGAUUUCUAUGACAGCGCGUACAUGGGCCAGAAGACACCCGCGAAAUUGACAAAGGACAAGGAAAACGGAGUCGCGAACGGAAAACCGAGUAGGAAAACGAACGGAAAAUUAACUGAAGGGAAGACGGACUAGUUCCGAAGUUUCGAAAAGCAAACGGCGGUAAAGAGAGGAAUUGACCAAGACGAUUCGCGAGUGCGUUGCCGUUGUCUCUCCGUUCGGUGAAAUUUCCAUUUCAUUCUACGAAAUUGUUCACGGUGGUAAAUCUUAAGUCUCCACUAAUUUCGGAACCAAUGGCCGUUCCCUUGAAGUUUCAAACGGGAUGAUAUCGUUCUUGAAAAAUUAAUCGUUUCUUCUUGAGGACCAAUUAGUUGUUAAAUAGAUAUUACGACUGCGCGUACAAACUGGAAUUUCGAUGCGUUUAAAGGCAAGAAAAAUCUACUUAAACAGAAUAUUACCAUCUCAAUACUGCCAGUUGUUCUACGCUCUGCAAGUGGUCGUAUGACGUAGAGUUUCGUAAAUUAAAUUCGCGGCUCAUAAUUGCAUUGCAAAGAUCCAGUGAUCUAUGACCAAUCGUUUUUUCCAUUCGUGAGUCACAUUAACUGUGCUACAUUUAUAAAUCGAUUGUCCACAAAAUUGUAUAAUGAAGCCUACGUCAAAGAUUUAAUUCUUCUUUUUCCAUUACCUUCGACUAAAAGGAGAAUGAUCCAAAACUUUUCAGUUGCAAAUGAAUGCAAUUUGAAUGAUUGUACAUAUUUGAUAUCCGUGAAAUUUUAGCGAGAUGAAAAGACGUAGAAGGUAAGGCCGAGGAAGAAGUCGAAAUCGCGUCCUUUUGGGUAUAACCGUAAGCGUGUAAUUAAGAAUGAAAUUUAGUAAUUAAGUCCAAAGAGCUUUAACAGUUUGGGAAAUGUUCCAUCGUAAAAUAUUUAACAAUCAGUUUUUAGCACAAAUCUAAUUGCAUUUGGAUAUGAUGAAUGAGAGUUGAAACUAAAAUCACAGUUGCGUGCAAUAUCUUUUUUGUACUAUAUCGGUCGAUUACUUUAAGGUAGAAUAAACUUACGAUUACGAUCAUGA
Ceratina calcarata is the source of this 2134-nucleotide messenger RNA. RefSeq names its product stuck in traffic (gene sit). Gene Ontology annotation, biological process: sphingolipid biosynthetic process; very long-chain fatty acid biosynthetic process; fatty acid elongation, saturated fatty acid. The record is from RefSeq and is a predicted model, not a curated record. Lineage: Eukaryota; Metazoa; Arthropoda; Insecta; Hymenoptera; Apidae. Gene Ontology annotation, molecular function: fatty acid elongase activity. Bases 275 to 1195 code for a protein of 306 amino acids. Gene Ontology annotation, cellular component: endoplasmic reticulum membrane. The transcript has 6 exons.